This is a messenger RNA of Daucus carota subsp. sativus, 5596 nucleotides long. Its product is annotated as endoribonuclease Dicer homolog 3a-like. NCBI's taxonomy places the organism in Eukaryota, Viridiplantae, Streptophyta, Magnoliopsida, Apiales, Apiaceae. Gene Ontology annotation, cellular component: nucleus; cytoplasm. The record is from RefSeq and is a predicted model, not a curated record. Gene Ontology annotation, molecular function: protein binding; ATP binding; RNA binding. Gene Ontology annotation, biological process: siRNA processing. The transcript is spliced from 25 exons. The coding region runs from base 442 to 5427 and encodes 1661 amino acids.
AAUUUUGAUCAAACCAUUCACACCUCUUUUUCGUUCGUGAUACAAGCAAAAAAACAAAAAAAAAUUAUCCCACAACGUAAAUAAUUUCUUUUUUCGAGCCAACUUGUUGCUUUCCUAUUCAUAGUAUGCCUCUAUUUAUAUCCUAAAUUCAUUUUUAUUCCGGAAAACCGAAAUAUCCAAAAAUUAUAAUUUAAUUUCUUCGCCUCCGUUACUGUAAUCACAUCCCUCGCAGCUUAAACGUCUUUUCAACGACGUUGAUCUUUUUGCGUGUAUAUGUAUGUAUGCGUAUAGACACACAUGUAUGCAGGACUGUAUGUUUCCUUGUUCAUGCAACACUCAUUCUUGAUCAUCCAAGGCUUAUGACAAGAUCAAAACAUUCUUAAAUAAUCUAUAGUUUGAACUUAAAGCCACACGUCUUUGUUGUGAUAACUAAUUAUAGUCAUGCAGACUUCUGAAGCAGACAGGGUGUCCAAGAAAAGAAGGUUUGAUAGCUUGGAUCACAACCCUCCUCCUGCUCCGGUGGAGAAAAUGGACGUGGAUAUCCCUUCUCUUCCCGGCUUUACGCCUCGAAUGUAUCAAAGGAAGAUUUUUAAAGUUGCUACAAAGAGAAAUACGAUUGCACAUUUAGAUACCGGGGCUGGAAAGACAUUAAUUGCUGUAAUGCUGAUUAAAGAAGUUGCUAAAUCUGUUAAGUUGAGUGGGGAAAAAAGAGUGAUCCUUUUCUUGGCACCCACUGUUGCGCUUGUACACCAGCAAUACAAGUUUAUAAAGGAUAAUACUGAGCUUGAAGUUGAUGAAUAUUAUGGUGCCAAAGGAGUUGAUUUUUGGGAUGCUGGAUCAUGGGAAAAGGAGAUUGAUCAAAAUGAUGUUAUGGUUAUGACACCUCAGAUUCUGUUAGAUGCAUUAAGGAAAGCAUUUUUGAAAUUUGGAAUCAUAUGCUUAUUAAUAUUUGAUGAAUGCCACCAUGCUACUAGGAAGCACCCUUAUGCAAAAUUGAUGGAGGAAUUUUAUCACAACUCUGAAGACAAGCCAAAGGUUUUCGGUAUGACUGCUUCCCCUGUAAUUAAAAAAGGUGUGUCUUCUGUCAAUGAUUCUGAGCAUCAAAUUUCAGAACUUGAAUCUAUACUAGAUUCUCAGAUUUACUCAGUUGAGAUUAAGAAGGAACAAGACUUGGCCAUCCCCUCUACAAAGGAACUCUUAAGAUUCUAUGAUCCAGCUGUGUGCUCCAGUUCAGAUUUAAAAAGGAAAUUGGAGUCCACAUGGUUGAAGUUUGAUGGCUCUUUGCUCAAGUUGCAAGCGUCACUUUCUGAUAACUUCAGAGAUACGGAUGAAAAACAGAAGUUACUUAGAAGCAGGAUGUCCAACAUUCACCAGAAGAUUUUAUAUUGUAUCAACGAUCUUGGUCUCAUGUGUGCUUUCGAGGCUGUAAAAAUCUUAACAGAGAACUCCCCUGAGGUCAAUACCGACUGUGAAUUUUAUAUGGAAAGCUCUCUCCAAUAUAAAUAUUACCUAGAAGAGGUGUUAAGUCUCGUUGAAGAAUCCUUGCCCCAAGGCCAUGAAAGUUUGUUGGACGAGGGGCACGACUAUGCGAAGACUGUAUCUACAUGUUUUAUAUCUCCGAAGUUAUAUGAACUCCUUCAAAUUUUUCAGUCAUUUGGGGAAGCUAAAGAAGUGCUUUGCCUAGUUUUCGUUGAACAAAUCAUUACAGCAAAAGCUAUUGAAAGAGUUUUUAAGAAAAUUAAUUAUUUGUCUCAUUUAUCGGCUUCAUAUUUAACUGGGACCAAUAACUCCGUUGAUGCCCUAACGCCGAAACUGCAGAAGGAAAUUUUGGAUUCAUUCAGAUCUGGGAAGGUAAACCUUUUAUUUACUACUGAUGUUGUUGAGGAGGGCAUUGAUGUGCCUAAUUGUUCCACUGUGAUACGCUUUGACCUGCCAACGACGGUUCGUAGUUAUGUUCAAUCACGUGGACGGGCACGUCAGGAUAAUUCCCAGUAUCUCAUGAUGCUAGAGAGGGGUAAUUUAAAGCAAAGAGACCAGAUGUUUGAUAUCAUACAAAGCGAGUAUCUUAUGCGAGACACUGCUUUAAAAAGAAAAGAGGACUCCUCAAGCUUAAAACCUUGGAAUACCAAAGAUAUUAGUACAUACGUGGUGCCUGCUACUGGAGCAUCAGUCACUGCAGAUUCUAGUGUGGGCGUCAUUUAUAGAUAUUGUGAAAAACUUCCCCAUGACAAGUACUACAGUUCAAGGCCCAGUUUUCAAAUCUUAUCGUCGGAGAACUUCUAUCAGUGUGUAAUGACGUUGCCUCCAAAUGCAGCUUUUAAAUCUGUAAUUGGCCCUUUUUGUGGAAGUACCCACCUAUCCAAGCAGCUUGUCUGCCUGGAUGCAUGUAAAAAGUUGCAUGAGCUUGGGGCUCUCAAUGAUCAACUUCUCCCAAUAAAUGAACAGCCAGAGAAAAGUGAUUCCAUUGUAAAGAACAAAGCUUCAAGUGCUGGAACAACAAAGAGGAAAGAACUACACGGAACAACCUGCAUUCAAGCACUAUCUGGGACAUGGGGCGAGAUGAUUGACAACAUGGAAUUUUUCGCCUACAAAAUAGAUUUUGUUUGUGACGAUCCUGAUGUACAUUAUUCAAGUUUCAUCCUUUUGGUUGAGUCGCGUCUUGCAGAUGAUGUGGGAAACUUCGAAGUUGAUUUGCACUUGAUCGAUAGGGUUGUCAAGUCUUCAGUUUCUUCAUGUGGGCAAGUACCUCUGGAUGCGGAACAGGUGAGAAAAUCAAAGUGCUUCCAAGAAUUUUUAUUCAAUGGGAUAUUCGGGAAGUUGAUUAUCAGCCAGAUAUCAAAAAAAGGAAGACAGAUUUUGCUUCAGAAUAAUGUGUCUUUAUGGAAGCCAUCAUAUAUGUACUUACUUUUACCACUAGAGUCUGCAAAAGUACCUAGUCAAGAAACCUGGAAAAUUGAUUGGGCAGUUAUAGAGACUUAUGGUUCUGCAAUUGAGUUUUUUAAGUUAAAUGCCUGGUUAAGUGCUGAACAAUCAGGCAGUGUAACUGGGGGUCUAAAAAACAAUGAUCUGAUUGGUAGCGAUGUCAAUUGUGUAGGUAAUAUACAAUUUGCAAACGGAAUACUUCCUGUCACAGACAUCAAAGAUAUGGUUGUUUUGUCAGUUCAUACAGGAAAAGUGUAUUCUGUUAUUGAAGUCCUUCUGGACCUUUCUGCUGAUAGUACUUUUGAUGGAUAUUCUGAUGAAGCACCAAUAAAUUACGCGUCCUUCACCGACUACUUCCAAAAACAGUAUGGGAUGUCUCUACUACGUCCGGAACAGCCUCUACUGCUGCUGAAACAAAGUCAUAAAGCCCACAAUCUUCUCAUUGAUUACAAAGAAGCAGGUUUUUUAAGUAAAAAGAGAAAAGAAACCAGCAGUAAAAAGGUUGAUAGAAAGCCAUAUGACCUUGUCCGCAUGCCACCAGAACUUCUGGUUUUUGUUGAUGUGGGAUUAAGUGUUCUAAAGUCGGUGUACUUGCUACCAUCCUUAGUUCACCGUCUGGAGUCCUUAAUGUUGGCCAGCCAACUUAGAGAAGAGAUUAAGAGUGACGUUGGAAACGUUCACAUAUCAAGCUCACUGAUCUUGGAAGCUCUAACAACUACGAAAUGCGGUGAGAGUUUCUCCAUGGAACGACUGGAGUUACUUGGGGAUUCAGUUUUAAAGUAUGCUAUAAGUUGCUACCUGUUUCUUAAAUAUCCGAACAAACAUGAAGGACAAUUAUCGGAUUGCCGCAUAAACGCUAUUCGUAAUUCCACUUUGCACAAGUUGGGAACUGAUAAAAAGAUACAGGGGUAUAUCCGAGAUAAUCCUUUUGAUCCUGGACGCUGGACUGCUCCUGGGCAGCAGUCUAUACGUCUUUUUCCGUGUGAACAUGGAGUGGAUACAGCUGAUGUCCCUCUAGAUAGUAAAUUUGUAAGCGAAGACACAAAAGUUAUGAUUGGAAAGUGCUGCGAUAGGGGUCAUAGGUGGAUGAGCUCCAAGACUAUAUCUGAUUGCGUUGAGGCCCUUAUAGGAGCAUACUAUGUCGGAGGUGGAUUGGUCGCCUCAAUUCAACUGAUGAAAUGGCUCGGUAUGGAUGUUGAAGUUCAGCACUCACUGCUUUAUGAUGCUAUGACAAAUGCAUCUUUAAACCUUUACAGCCCAAAAGCAAUAGAGAUUGGGAUCGUAGAGUCUAAGUUGGGAUAUCAAUUCUUGGUCAAGGGUCUGUUGCUGGAGGCCAUCACGCAUGCUUCGGGGGAGCAAGCGACCGGCCGUGGCUAUUGUUAUCAGAGGCUUGAAUUUCUGGGCGACUCUGUGUUGGACCUACUCAUUACAUGGUACUUGUACCAAAUGCACAAGGAUAUUGAUCCAGGAGAGUUAACAGACUUGAGAGCAGCCUCCGUCAAUAAUGAAAAUUUUGCAGCUGCAACUGUCAGAAAAAAUCUUCAUUUUCAUCUCCAACACUCAUCUGGACUUCUCCAAAAUCAAAUAACUGAGUUUGCUAGACUUGUUUCAGGUUCAUAUAGCAACAACAAGGCAUCCCCUCCUGCAAAAUGUCCCAAGGCACUUGGCGACUUAUUGGAGAGUAUUGCAGGGGCAAUAUUAAUUGAUAGCAAGCUUAAUCUUGAAGAGGUGUGGAGAAUCUUCAAGCCGAUAUUAUCACCAAUUGUGACACCUGAUAAACUUGAACUCCCCCCGCUACGUGAACUAAACGAAUUGUGCGACUCUCUUGGAUUAUUUGUUAAAGAUAAUUGCCUAACUAAAGGAGCAGCGGUGUUUGCUGAGCUUAGUGUGCAGCUAAACGAUACACGGUUGUUUAGAGAGGGGUGGGGGCAAAGCAGGAAAGCUGCAAAGGCUCAAGCAGCUCUUCAGUUACUGAAAGAUCUAGAAGAUAGAGGGAUUUCACGGCGAAAACAAAAUGUGGACUCUAUUGUUGCCUCAUCUUCCCCAAAUUCAGCAAUUCCGAUCUGCAACGAAGCAUGUACUGAAUCUUUGACAAAUCUUUCAUCCCCCAAGAGGCACAAGGCAUAUGACGGACGAACCACAACUCAAACUCCUAGUACCAAUGGGUCUAAAAACAAUAUGUGCGUUCUCGAAUCAAUUAGGAUGACGAAAGGGGGGCCACGAAACGCCCUCUAUGAUGUAUGCAAGAAACAACAAUGGCCAUUGCCUAAAUUUACGACAACUGAGAAAAAGUCAAGAUAUCCCAUGGAAAUCGGUGAAGGCUCUGAAAUGAGGCAAGGGUUCAGUAGCUUUGUGUCGCAGAUCACCUUAACCAUUCCAAAUUACGACGUUAUUGUUGUCAGUGGACAUCAACGUGCAGACAAGAAAAGUUCAUACGACUCUGCAUGUCUUCUCAUGUUGUCUGAACUUGAGCAACGGGGGUUUCUAAGCAUUGCCAAAUCAUGAUGUUGUAUACAUGUCAGAUAUUAUAUUGUUAGGGGAUUGACUAUUGAGAAUGGUAAUUUUUAGAUAGAAAGUAGUUGUUGAAAGCAUUGACAAAUUAUGGUGUUUGCAUACAAAUUUUUGAGUUUCACGGAAGUUGGUUGGAAUUUGAGUUAUCAAUACAUAAGAAAAU